AUGUCCAUAGGAGCCAUCUCUGGUUAUCAGUUCACUGAUGUCGACAAUCCACCAUCUGAGAAAGAACGUCAUCACUUUCGUAAGAAAUUUCAUCGUAACAAGGAAACAGAUGAAACUGUUUCAAGAACUUUCAUUCCAGAUACAUUAGAACCCAAAGUAAAUGUCCUAUCUCAUUGUUACAUGUUCAAAAUCUUUGGUUGGAAUACAUGGCUAAUUGUCAUUGGAUGUAUUGGUGCGAUGGGAUAUGGUGUCAUUCCAGUCAUUUGUCAGUACCUUCUGGGAUCUCUUAUUGAUACAUUUGCUUCACCAACAGUGACUAGUGAAAGUGCUGGAAGAGCUGUAAACAAAUUGAGUCUUCAAUUGUUAAUUCUAGCAAUUAGUGGUGCCAUUGCCUUUGCUAUUCAUCACUGUUUCAUGCAAUUGGCCAAUGCAAGACUUGGUACUGCAAUGAGAAAAGCUUACUUGGGUUCAUUAUCCAAACAAGAAAUGAAUUAUUUCGACAUUAAGAAAAUUGGAUCAUUGACAGUUGUGUUGAGCGAAGAUAUUCCAAAAAUUCAAGAUGUUUAUACGAAUGAAUUUUUUGCAUUCAUGCAAGAGAUUAUUCAGUUUGUGGUUGGCUUUAUUCUUUCAUUGACUGUGAAUUAUCAAAUGGCUUUGAUUUUAUUUUCAACUGCUCCCUUGACAUUUUUUCUACAUACCAUUCUCUCAACUAUUGCCACCCUUCUUACAAGGAAAAUCAACAAGUGCACUGAUAAUUCAGCUGCCGCUGCCAAUGAAAUUUGUUCCUGCAUGAAAACUAUUCGAAGCAUGGCUUCAGAAGAAAAGGAAGCAAAGAAAUUUAGUAGGGAUUUGAGAAAGAUUGAUACUUUGGGUUUUUAUAUGGGAAUUAAUUAUGCUACAUUUCUUGGAAUAUCUGUUUUUGUAACAUGGGCAACUAUUUCACUUGGUUUUUGGUACGGUGGACAUCAAAUUGUUGAUCAAAAGUCAACUAUUGGUUCUAUUUUUAAAGUAUUUGGAAUGAUGUUUCUUGGAAUUGUUGCUCUUAUUCGUUCUGCAACUUUCUUUCCCAGAUAUGGUAAAGCAUAUGCUUCAGAAACUACUCUUCUAAAGGUACUAUUAAGAAAACCUGCCAUUCCAUUCAAAGGUGGACAAAAACUUGAUAAAGUUGAAGGUGAAAUUGUACUAAAGGAUGUUGAAUUUGCCUAUCCUUCUCGACCAAACAUUAAUGUCAUGCAAGAAUUCAAUCUACACAUCAAAUCUGGACAAACUAUUGCCUUGGUAGGACCAUCAGGUUCUGGAAAAUCAACUAUUGUUGGUUUAUUAGAAAGAUUCUAUACUCCAAAUAAGGGAAAUAUCACAAUUGACGGUGUUGACGUUUCAGAAUUGGACCCAAUGUGGCUUCACCGUCAUUGUUUAGGAAUUGUAUCUCAAGAACCUGUUCUCUUUGCUGGAUCCAUCAAAUAUAACAUUGCCUAUGCAUUACUCGGACCUGACGAAGACAUGAAUAGGUUUACAUCAGUUUCCAUGGAACAAAUCGAAAGUGUAGCCAAGAGAGCAAACGCACACAACUUUAUUAUGGAACUGCCCGAUAAAUAUGACACUCUAUUGGGUGAGAAGGGAGUUUCUCUUUCGGGAGGUCAGAAACAGAGAAUUGCCAUUGCACGAGCUCUACUGCAAGAUCCCAAAAUUUUACUUUUGGACGAAGCAACUUCUGCACUUGAUACAGAAUCUGAAAGAUUAGUCCAAACAGCCCUUGAUGAAUUGAUGAAAGGCAGAACGAGCAUUUGUAUUGCUCACAGGUUGACUACCAUUGUGAAUGCAGAUAUGAUUUGUGUGUUGGUGAGGGGAAAAAUUGUUGAGAAGGGUACACAUCAAGAAUUAAUUCAAAUUAAGGAUGGUGUGUAUAGAAAUUUAGCUCAAAAGCAAAUGAUGAUUGGAUCACAAACUGAUGAAGAACAAGAAGGAAUUUCAAGAGUAGAAAAUAUUGGAGAUGACAACGAUGAGUAA
Naegleria gruberi is the source of this 2007-nucleotide messenger RNA. RefSeq lists its product as uncharacterized. Gene Ontology annotation, biological process: transmembrane transport. The transcript is spliced from 5 exons. The record is from RefSeq and is a predicted model, not a curated record. Lineage: Eukaryota; Heterolobosea; Eutetramitea; Acrasida; Naegleriidae. Gene Ontology annotation, molecular function: ATP hydrolysis activity; ABC-type transporter activity; ATP binding. Gene Ontology annotation, cellular component: membrane. The coding region runs from base 1 to 2007 and encodes 668 amino acids.